AGGGUCCCCGCCGGGACUGACGGCGCAGCGGGCAGCUUCCCUCGUCGGCUCGCCUGUUGCCCGCGGUGGGGCGCCUUUCCCGCUCGCGGGGCUGCUCGGGGUUCGGCGGGGCCUCUGCCGAGGGAGCCUUCCCCUUUCCCGGCCGGGCGCGGAGCCUCGGGAGUCUGGAAGAUGCCCGUGAGCCUCCCCACAGCCCUGCGUGUUUCGGGGACCACCCUCUUUGCUGUGACGGUGCUUGGGGGCAUCCUGGCUGCCUAUGUCACAGGCUACCAGUUCAUCCACACAGAGCAGCACUACCUGUCCUUUGGGCUCUACGGGGCCAUCCUGGGCCUCCACCUCUUCAUCCAGAAUUUCUUUGCCUUCCUGGAGCACCGGCAGAUGCGCCUGGAGAGGCGACCCCUGAAGCUGCAAGCCUCGGUGGCCCUUUGCAUCGCUGCCUACCAGGAGGACCCCAACUACCUGCGCCAAUGCCUGCGCUCCGUUCAGCGCAUCUCCUUCCCCGGCCUGAAGGUGGUGAUGGUGGUGGAUGGCAACGGGGAGGAGGACACCUACAUGCUGGACAUCUUCCAGGAGGUGAUGGGCUCGGAGCAGACCAGUUCCUACAUCUGGAGCAGCAACUUCCACGCUCAGCCGCUGGACGAGACCGAGGGGGCCCAUCGGAAGGCCACACAGCACGUCCAGAGCCUUGUCCGCAACCACACCCACUCCUGUAUCAUGCAGAAGUGGGGGGGGAAGCGGGAGGUCAUGUACACCGCCUUCCGGGCCCUGGGGGACUCGGUGGACUACGUGCAGGUGUGUGACUCGGACACCGUUCUGGAUCCUGCCUGCACGGUGGAGAUGCUCCGGAUCCUGGAGGAGGACUCCCGUGUCGGUGGUGUUGGUGGAGAUGUCCAGAUCCUCAACAAGUACGAUUCGUGGAUCUCCUUCCUAAGCAGUGUGCGGUACUGGAUGGCGUUCAAUGUGGAGCGGGCCUGCCAGUCCUACUUUGGGUGCGUCCAGUGCAUCAGUGGGCCCCUGGGGAUGUACCGCAACUCCCUGUUGCAGCAGUUUCUGGAAGACUGGUACAACCAGACCUUCCUGGGAAGCAAGUGCAGCUUUGGGGACGACCGGCACCUCACCAACCGUGUCCUCAGCCUGGGCUACCACACGAAGUACACGGCACGCUCCAAGUGCCUGACGGAAACCCCCACCCGGUACCUGCGCUGGCUCAACCAACAAACCCGCUGGAGCAAGUCCUACUUCCGGGAGUGGCUCUACAACGCGCUCUGGUUCCACAAGCACCACCUCUGGAUGACCUAUGAGUCGGUGGUGACCGGCUUCUUCCCGUUCUUCCUGAUCGCCACCGUCAUCCAGCUGUUCUACCGUGGCCGUGUCUGGAAUAUCCUCCUUUUCCUUCUGACGGUGCAGCUGGUGGGCAUCGUGAAGGCCACCUAUGCCUGCUUCCUGCGGGGCAAUGCAGAGAUGAUCUUCAUGUCCCUCUACUCCUUGCUCUACAUGUCCAGCCUCUUGCCGGCCAAGAUGUUUGCCAUCGCCACCAUCAACAAAUCCGGUUGGGGCACCUCUGGCAGGAAAAGGAUUGUGGUCAACUUCAUUGGUCUCAUCCCCGUCUCGGUCUGGGUGGCGGUGCUGCUGGGCGGGCUGGCAUACACAGCCUACCGCCAGGACCUCUUCACAGACACCGAGCUGGUCUUCCUCAUCUCAGGGGCCAUCUUGUACGCCUGCUAUUGGGUGGUCCUGCUCACCCUCUACCUGGCCAUCGUGGCCAGGCGCUGCAGCAAGCCACAGGAGCAGUACAGCUUGGCCUUCGCAGAGGUGUGAUGCUGCAGGAAGAUAAUGGAGGGAGCAAGAAACGCCAUGGGCCAGCCCUUUCCCUGUGUGGCUGAGGCAUGGGAAGGGCUGGCCCCACCCUGCUUAUGGCAGCAUUUCAUGUGGCUUGUCUGGAAGCAGCUGGCAAACUCAGCAAGCUGGAACUCUUCGUUAGGGGGAGGGGAAAGCAGGGGUUCUGCUUUCCCCUCCUGAGGGGCUGGUCACUGGUGGAAAGACCCACCCGGACUCCUGCGAAGGACCUUAGCAGCAGCUCACCGGUCCUCCUAUGCAAACAAGACUUUCCUGAGGGGGUGAAGGUGACUUUCUCCUGAGGGGAUGAAGAUGGUGGCCCUCAGAGGCAAUAGUUUGGGGCAAUCACCAUCUGGAGACAUUGCUGAGGAGGCGGGGGGGGGGCCUCUACCAGAUCCUCUUUGGAGAUGCAGAAUGUAGGGAAAGCGAUAUGGUUUCUUCCGGUUGUUUCACUGCAGGAAUAAAGGGGAGGGUGGCAGAGGCCAGAAAGCUCCUUUUUGGGAGAGUGUCCUGAAUGAGCUGCCCACCAGAAAGGGAACUUUCCCAGCCUCCCAGAAUGCCUCCCCCCUCCAUGAUAGCUGCAGACAGGGAGGCCUCAGCCGGAAGAGCUGGUUGCCUUACAGCCACUCCUGAUUUUCCACCAAUAUUUACAUGCUGUCAAGCACAUGGAUGACACCUGAUUUAACAAAGUUUAGCUGGGCUGGGGUUUGUUUUUGUCUGCAACCAUGUGGUUGUAAUAUUGUGGUACUACUAGGACAUUCUACCUCUGUCCACGCCCCUCAUCCUCAUAAGUCUCUGGGGCUUUUCUACAGACUCCCCCACGGUGCUACUUCCAAGUGGGAGAAGGUGGGACGAGGGGCAGCAGUGGUGCUUCAUGGGCUCCCAUCCUACUCUCUGCUUCAACCGCUCCGCCCUCAAUACACCUUGCCUCCCUCCUCCAGCAAGAAGGGGCUGGGGGCUGGGGCGGAACUCACAGGGCUUCAAGUUCAGGAGUGGUGGGAGCUUUUACUGCAAUCUGUCAUUCCACUGAGAGGGAACAUGAUGCCUCCCCCCCCCUUUGACAGCUUCCUACUUAGCCAGCAUCUGAAACGGUCACAGGUUUGCUCAGGCAUUCCCUUGCGCAGAUCCUGCCUGCCCCCUGCUGGAGUUUAGAGGAAAGGCAGCUCUUCCCAGUUUCAGUGCUGAAGAGGAUUCCUGAAGCCCAGAACUCUGCAUGUUUACAUCUUAUUUUGAAAAGCAAGUUUCUACAUUUUAAGCAAUAUUUUAAACCAUCGCAGAAAAAUUAGGAGCCUUUUCUGGAGUGUCCUGCCUUGUACAUCUGUUGCCAGAUUGUGCUCUGCUUUUUACAAAUCCCACCCCGCAGCCGGCCUUCAGAGGUUGUGGGUGGAAGCUUUUAGGAAGAAACCAUACAGCCGUUAAUUAGGGUCUCCUGCUUGAGAACGGGGUUGGAGUAGAAGACCUCCAAGGUCCCUUCCAACUCUGAUCAUGUUUGGCUCUAAAACUUUUUAGCUUAUGAGAAAUAAGGAUAUGCUGUAAAUAAGGCCUGCACAUUUAAAAGAAUGCAAGUUCCAUGGCCUGAGGAAACUUGUUAUAAUGACAAAAUGUUUUGGUGUUGAAUGCACUAACACUUUUACUGCUCUGCUGCCAUCUAGAUAUAUGGACUUCAACUUCCAUGAUCCCCAGCCAGCAAUUAAACUCCAGCACAUUUGGAGAACUAGUGAAGCUUCAUAGGCUGCUCUCCUGGGUUCUGUGCAUCUUCCUUGCUGAUGGAAGUUCCCAAUCCUACCCGAUAUCCAGGCCUCUCAGCCUCCUUUAGUUCUGUGGCACAUUGGGGGGGGGGAGAGGCAGGUGCUGCACAGGACUCCCAUUAUAUGGCUCCUCCUCCUCCUCUUUCCCAGAGGCAGCUCUAUUGACUCAGACCGGUGAGAGGGUAUCACAGCAUCCCUCAUUUAGUCUACUAUGGGCAUUAAUUUCUAAACCAAAAAAAGUAUUUAUAUACAUCCUUCUCCAAUUAGGCAUAUACCUGCCUUGUAUAGAACAUGUUAUGUUGAGAAAAUAAUUCUGUAACCAGCAAUUGUUAUCAUGCAACUAGAUAUUCUGCAAAACAGGUUUGAUUUACACAUUUUGCUUCUGAAAUGCAAUUUGGGGGUUUCGCAAGAAAUGAGCAAAAGUCUGCUUGUGGUUUUUUUAUUGGCUUGAAAUGCUGAAGUUGCCAAGCCACCAAGAGGACCAGGGCCUUCCUUGGUACAAAUCCCAAAAGUCUUUGGGAUCUCACAGGGUUUUUCUGUCAUUCCACAGAGCAAUAGCUCUGCAGCCAAGUUGAGCUUACUCCUGCUUCAGCGCCUUCGCCCAGCCCAUUUCUUGCUGUGUGCCGACUGGUAAUUUUGAGAACUGAUGCAGAGGAAGGGCUGUCAUUGGUCCUCAAAGGCGGGCAGGGGGUUUCUUCCAGUGCUGCCUUUUUGCACAGGUCUCAAGGCCACAGUGGGAGGAAAGGUCAGGUGCAGAGGCUGCUACCUUUCACAAGGAGCUUCUCUCCCCAAGCUGGCCAAGGCCAAAGUGUGUUGGGGAGGAGAGCCACGAUCCAGCCCCUUUUGGCUGGGCUUCCUCUGGACUGGCUGUCUCUUCUUGCUCUUUGAGCCACGGUGGCUCAGUGGUUAGAAUGCAGUUCCACAGGCUAAGUCACUGCCCGUUGCCAGGAGUUCGAUCUCGACAGGCUUGAGGUUGAUUUGGCCCGCCAUCCUUCCAAAGUGGGCAAAAGGAGGAGCCAGGUGAGGGGGGGGGCAGGAGGGUGACUCGAUCAACUGCUUAGAGGGCUGUAGUGGUAUAUAAACCUAAGUGCUAUUGCUGUUCUCCUGCUGGGCUUCAGCUGCUUCCCUUUGUAGGCCGAUUCUUUGGGGUUCCUGACAGUCCUUUUAGAAGUUUUUGUACUCUUUGUUAUUAACACUAGUUGAACACUUAAAAGUUAUUUGUAUGCUUAUUUAUUUUUUACUUACAUUUUCAUUUUUUAAAAAACAGGUUUGGAUUUUUUUAUUACAUUGGUUACAAUAAUAAAGCUUUGUAAACAGAGGAGCCGGUUCCCGUUCUUUCCCCCCCCCAAAAGGAACCGGGGCCCCAACCAGAGGGAGGGACAAAGCUCUGGAGCCUCCGACCAGAGGCCAAC
This is a messenger RNA of Pantherophis guttatus, 4996 nucleotides long. RefSeq names its product hyaluronan synthase 3 (gene HAS3). Gene Ontology annotation, cellular component: plasma membrane. The record is from RefSeq and is a predicted model, not a curated record. Gene Ontology annotation, biological process: hyaluronan biosynthetic process; polysaccharide biosynthetic process; extracellular matrix assembly. Gene Ontology annotation, molecular function: hyaluronan synthase activity. NCBI's taxonomy places the organism in Eukaryota, Metazoa, Chordata, Lepidosauria, Squamata, Colubridae.